Anisakis simplex (herring worm) is the source of this 681-nucleotide messenger RNA. The record is from the annotation of a GenBank genome assembly. NCBI's taxonomy places the organism in Eukaryota, Metazoa, Nematoda, Chromadorea, Rhabditida, Anisakidae.
AUGAAAUUGUGGAACAGUCGUAAAUGUAGUGGACAAGUGGCAAUCGUUUUCACGUAUUCAAGUUUCUACAGUGAUGUGGCACGAGCAACUACAAUGGUUGGAUAUAGUCGCACACUGCCGAAGCUUGUGAUCGUGGCCAUGGGCACUGGUGUGGACGUGCAUCUGCUGAAGGCGAUUACGGGUUCGGUGAUCAGUGCUGAUCAAUUCGAUCAGAAAUUAGCCGCACAGAUCAAUAGUGAACUGUGCUCACCACGAACUUCCCGAGAUCGAUUACCUGCAUUUGUACCUGCCACACAAGCGCCAGCACCAUCAAACGAGACAACCACGCAGUCUAUCGCACGAACAACAACACGCUAUCCGAUGCCAGCAACACCACAAAAAUCAAAUCUCACGUGUAAUCCGAAUGUGGCCAUCGUGAUGGACGCCUCGAACGCCACCGGCAUCGCAGAUAUUCAUCAGGCAAUCCCUCCACCCGCACGCAGACAAGCGUCGUGCAUUACCAUUUCCGCUUUCAACAACACCGCCGCACGUUGUCAUGUGCGCUUUAGGCCACGCCCAUUCUGUUACGCUGGCUUCGGCCAUGCCCUAGCACCCAGUGGGCGUGGCUACGCGCACGCGCGCGUGAUCUUGCGUACGGGUNGAUAUUCAUCAGGCAAGUUACCUUUAGUCCGUUGCCUUCUC